GGACACCGCCCGGCCGCAGAGAGACUCGCCCCGCCGCCGCCGGGGGCGGAGCGGGACCGGGGGCGGAGCGGAGCCGGGCUAGACCCGGGGCGGAGCGGGGCCGGGUUGCGUCCCGCGGCCUGCUUCUGGAGCGCGGGAGGCUGAGGGUGACAAAACACAGAACCAUCUCAGGAUGUCUGUAAUUCAGCAAGGCACAGCAACACUUCGGAAAGCAAAGAAAACCACUGUAAAAACGUGUCUAGAUAACCCCUUUGUUUUCCAGUGGAAAACCAUAGAUGGAGAAGAUAUGCAUUUUAUACUAGAGACCUUAGAAGAAAGGAUUAAACAUAUUGGACUUAAAAAGAUAGAAAGUCCAAGAAAGAAAAAACGUUCCCUUACAAAAAAACAAGCAGAAAGAAACUGUGAUGCUGGCACCAAUGAUUUCCCUAAAGAGGAAGCAGAAAGCCACCAGCAAAAACCAGGAUGGACUGACAUAAGUAUCAGAAGACAGCUUGCUAUUGGAGUUAAUGAAGUUACAAAAGCAUUGGAAAAAAAUGAACUUCUUCUCUUGCUGGUGUGCAAGUCUGCCAAACCUGCCAUGAUCACAUCACACCUGAUCGAGCUGAGCGCGAGCCGCGCCACGCCGGCAGGGCAGGUGCCGCGGCUCAGCGAGACCGUCGCGCCCCUCCUUGGCUUAACGUCCAUCUUAGCACUCGGCUUCAAAAAGCAGUCUGACAAGUUCACUGAGGCAAUAGCAGCAAUAAUUCCAAAGAUACCGGCUUUGGAAGUGCCGUGGUUUCAGUACAGAACUGAGGAAUCCAUGGCUUACGCAGAUACAGAUUCUUCAGAAAGUCUGGAACCCGAAGAGCUUGCAGAGGUGCUGGGGGAUAAGCUCACAAGUCAGAAGCGGAAGCAUACGGAAAGCAAUCAGCCUGAUCUUUCACAUGUAAUUUUGCAGCCUUUGAAAAUCAAGAAACUUGUCCCAAAUCCCAAUAAGAUAAAGAAACCACCUCGCAAAAAGAAAAAGGCUUUUUCAGCGUAAUUGAGUUUGGUUCUUUCUAUUAAACAGAUUUUUAAAUGCAGGAUGGAGUACAGUUCUAACAGUUCUUUUAGGCUUUACAGUGUAAAGGUCUUGAAUACAAGGUGAACUUAAUGUUGCAUUUGGCUGAGGUACUUUCUGCUUUAAUAAAAAAUAUUGCUCAGA
This is a messenger RNA of Haemorhous mexicanus (house finch), 1183 nucleotides long. It is a transcript of the gene RPP38, whose product is annotated as ribonuclease P/MRP subunit p38. Bases 173 to 1021 code for a protein of 282 amino acids. NCBI's taxonomy places the organism in Eukaryota, Metazoa, Chordata, Aves, Passeriformes, Fringillidae. Gene Ontology annotation, biological process: tRNA 5'-leader removal. Gene Ontology annotation, cellular component: nucleolar ribonuclease P complex; ribonuclease MRP complex; fibrillar center. The record is from RefSeq and is a predicted model, not a curated record. The transcript is spliced from 2 exons. Gene Ontology annotation, molecular function: ribonuclease P RNA binding; ribonuclease P activity.